UCCCCACGCACCAACCAUACCAUGGCAAAUCAGAACACAACAAACGCAUAAAGCAUGCAAUGACCAACCCCUGCUAUACAUGUCGUCGCCGACACGUCCAAUGCGAUCGGUCCAAAGUCCCCUGCGCCAAAUGCGAAAAAGCCGGCCUAGAAUGCUUCGACAAGCGACCACUGCGAUGGGUCAAGGGAAUGGCGAUCCGAGGCAAUAUGCAGGGUCUUUCAGUGGAGGAUGCUUCGAAAGCUGUGAGCAGGGGUGAUAGGGUUCCGGCGGGGUUAGAGGAUACUGCCGUGGGGAGUUUGGAUCGGACGUCGAGGUUUUAUUUGGAUUAUUAUAACGAACGCAUCUGCAAGUUGUUUAUCGUCUAUGACAGCAAUAAAAAUCCUUUUCGGAGUUUAAUUGCCUUGGCUAUGAAUGACAGGACCUUGCUCAAGGCUGUUCUGGCCCUGGCGGCACAGCACAAAGCCAACACGGGUUACUCUGAUCAAUCCGAACAACCAUCUUCGAAUCUUACGACCUCUCACCGGGACGCUCUAGCGUUUAAGCACCAGGCAAUUCAGGGAUUGUCCCAGAAAGUGCAGGAUGUUACCCUGUGCAGACAAGAUACGACCCUGGCCAGCAUCUUUCUUCUGAUCUUCCUGGAUCUUUUAGAAUCUGGGAGUGAUCGAUGGAAUGUCCAUCUUGAAGGCGCAAAGAGUUUAAUCUCGCUUAACCAACCACUCAGAAACGACAAUCCUGGCCAGACGGUACAGGAGUUACGCAACUUCGUUGCCAAGCAGAUAUAUUCGAUCGAAACGCUUGGAGCAACGUUUGUACGUCCCAGGUUACUCUCCCAGUUUGCUCCACCAGCGAUGCUCCCCCAAGACACCGUGGAACAAUCCUUCCUCGGUUGUCCGGAAUAUCUCCUUCAUGCCAUCCAAUGUAUUUCCCACGAGCGAGACGCCUUACUCGAUAAAAACACGCUGGACAACGCACCCAUCGCCCUCCAUAUCCAAAAUCUCACGACAGUACUCGACUCCAUUCAACAAUUCGACUGCUACCUCUGGGCCUCCACACUCCCCCACCAAUCUUCCCACAACAUCAACGAACUCUGCAACCUACCCCAAGUCUACAAACUCGGAGCCCUCCUCUACGGCCAACGCGUCCUAGACGCCCUAACAAACCAAACCACACCCCAAGAUGACCUAAUAUACGAACUACUCGGCGUAAUCGGCUCCCUACGCAGCGACUAUUCCCUAUUCAAAUGUAUCUUAUGGCCAAUCUGCAUCGCGGCGCUGGAGAGUCCGUGGCCAGCACAGCGGGAAUUUCUCAAGGCUUGCCUGGAUAAGUUCUGGCAGGAUACGAUGUGUUUGAAUGCGGUGAAUGCGGCAAAGAUAGUACAGCAAUAUUGGCAGUGGGCGGAUGAACAGGGUCAGGAAUCGAGGUGGAUUUUCCAUAUUGGGUUUUUGGGGGGAGAUUGGCUUCUCAUAUAGCCAAUGUACAGAGUAAUACUUGAUAUAUGUGCGUGUCAAUAAAUUACCCCAUACUUCUGAUUGGUAUAAUUCGUCGUUUUCAUUUUCUGAAAAAUAAACAAACCAAAAU
Molecule: messenger RNA, 1578 nt
Organism: Aspergillus ruber CBS 135680
Lineage: Eukaryota; Fungi; Ascomycota; Eurotiomycetes; Eurotiales; Aspergillaceae
Product: Zn(II)2Cys6 transcription factor
Exons: 3
Coding region: 60-1469 (469 amino acids)
Biological process (GO): positive regulation of transcription by RNA polymerase II
Cellular component (GO): nucleus
Molecular function (GO): transcription cis-regulatory region binding; DNA-binding transcription factor activity, RNA polymerase II-specific; zinc ion binding
Source: RefSeq, a predicted model, not a curated record